Rotaria sp. Silwood1 is the source of this 789-nucleotide messenger RNA. Lineage: Eukaryota; Metazoa; Rotifera; Eurotatoria; Philodinida; Philodinidae. The record is from the annotation of a GenBank genome assembly.
AUGCGUCCAUUAUAUUUACAACCAUAUGCUCCUCAACAACAGCAACCACCAACAUAUCAUCAUAUUAAACCACAAAUUCAACGUAAACCAAUGUUAUUUGGAUCCAAUCAUCGAAAACAAAAUUAUUUACAUAAAUUUCAGACAGGUACUACUACUACUUUUAAUGGAUAUACUAAUUUUUCAAGUACACGUACAACUAAUUUACCACCACCACCACCACGUCGAAAUUUACCACCUCCACCUCCACCACCAUCACGUACAAUAUACCAUCGUAAUCCUUAUCACAAUAAUUAUAAUAAUCGUUAUUACCAUCAUCGUCGUCAUUACAAUAAUUUUAAUAAUGCUCAAAAUUUACCAUCAUUACUUGAUUUACAUCCAUUCCAUUUACCACCACCACAACACACCCGAUCUUUUAUUAAUGCCCAACAUUAUCAUUCCAAUCACCAACAACAUUUUCCACGUUCAUUAUCACGAUCCCGUUUUCAUGUUUUAUCCCAAUUACCAUCAAAAUCACGGUCCCGCUCACGUUCUUACCAACGUCCAUUACCACCACCAAUUAAGCCCCGUCGUAUUCAUCAUCAUCAACAACAACAACAACAAUUUAAUCGUCACCGAUACCAACAACAACAACAACGUACUACCAUACCAUCAUACAACAAUACCAAUAAUAAUAUUAAUAAUAAUAAUUACAAUGGAAUUAAACGUACUUUACAAGGCAUUAUAUUAUCAGAUUCUAUGUGUGCAAGAUUACGUACAUAUGCCAUUAGAAAAUUACCAUUAUAUGAUAUU